This is a messenger RNA of Botrytis deweyae, 1323 nucleotides long. RefSeq lists its product as uncharacterized. Bases 1 to 1323 code for a protein of 440 amino acids. Lineage: Eukaryota; Fungi; Ascomycota; Leotiomycetes; Helotiales; Sclerotiniaceae. The record is from RefSeq and is a predicted model, not a curated record. The transcript has a single exon.
AUGCAGCAAGUUCUUACUCAAACACUUAUCGAUGAUAGAUUCAUUCAUCUCUCAGAGUCGACGAAGAGUGAAGGCCCAAGCACCGACAGUACCAAGAUUCAAAGUCACGAGCAGCCUAUUCAUGAUAAAGGCUCCAGCAAAGCAGCAACGGCAGCAAUGCCUGUCACCACCAAUGUCAAAGAGCAUCGGGAUACCUGGUACUAUCCUCCUGACAUUGCGAACGAUUUGCAAGCUAUCAACCUUCCAGCCGAAUUGAAGGGAGAAAUCUUUGCGUGCGCAUGGGAAUACACACGCUGUGUCAUUCCUAACUACACAAACUGGAACAGAUACGUGGCCUUCAUGCGUAUCAUCAUUAUGGGCAUCAUCGCUGAGUUUCGAGGCGAGAUGGUUGAUGUCACUGCCAGCAACAACAUCCUCGGUUAUGACUUGGACGCUACUCUUGCGGCUCUAUUUGAGGGAACCCCAGGACACAAAGAAAUGGCACAAGAGUACAAGACUUUUCUGUUAAUCACAGCGGACAAGGCGAGUGAUAGACGAGAUGGGGAGCUUUUCAGACGUUAUGUAAACGCUCUCGCGCAGUCACCAAGACACUGGUUUCGCAUGCGGGACUGUGAUGCGCUGGCCAGAUUUACGAUUGCCUCAGCUCUGGCAUGCAACGAUCUCGACGACAUCUGGUUCACCGAAGAUCAAUUUGAAAUUUUGACCGAGAUUGGAGACACUCUGUAUGAUGCAGUGGCUUUUUACAAACAUCGUGCUGAAGGUGAGACAAACAGCACAUUUGCCUACAUGCCGGAGGACUUGCGUAUCAAAGCCUACAGUGAGUGUCGCGAGAUACUUUGGGCCCUUGACGCUGCCUGGGCACGAAAUCCUAAGCUGGCCAAUGUUAUUAAUUUCGUGCGCUUCUUUGGUGGGCCUAUACAUAUGAUGAUGCGCCGUUACCGAUUCGUUGAAGAGAAUUUGACAAUUGGCAAGUCAGAGAAUGACAGAGUCGUUGAUCAAACCCGGAAGAACUUUAAGCUCUGGAAUCGAGUCGAUGCCAACAAAAGGUCUAUUCGUAACACACAGCGAUAUAAGACCCUCAUCGCUCGUAGUGAAGAACUUAUGUUUCCGGAGCUUGCUGAGUUCCUUGAAAUGGGCGGUGACGGGGUUUGUGACAAAUGCAAAUAUCGUGAGUCUUACGGUGCAGAGUUGUCACACCAGUUUGGUGGUGCUGAACUAUGCAGCGAAUGCAGACUAGCAUGGAGAAAAUACCUAGAAUGUUUUGUAGAGCGUGCGACAAAGGUUUUCCCUGAGCUGAAAACCCAUUUUGAGGUUCCAGUUUGA